UCAUCGGCAUCAGAUGUUUGUAAGUGCGCAUAUAAGCUGUUAACAUUUACUGGCAGGUUAUUUCAUAUUUUUAAAACAAUUGUUUAUAAGCUAUAUUUGCCGCAGGGUGAAGAAUUGUGAGCAACAUUUUUACACAAGAUGAGCUUCGUUUGUGGAAAAAUAUUUAGACUUAUUUUUGUCUUAAUUAGUUUCGCUGGGCUAAUAAGGGGUGAGAUGCCCGGAUUCUUUGAACAUUGCACUCCUGACCAGUGGUCAUGUAAUGGUGCAUGUAUACAAGGAACCAAGGUUUGCAACGGACAGAGUGAAUGCGCCGAUGGAUCGGACGAAGAACGUUGUGCUCCUCUACAAACGUGUCCAUCAAGCAAGCUUGUAUGUCCGCGAAAUGAUGGCAAAACUACAUGCGUUAAUAACCCAAGCAAAUGUCCUCAGGAGAAGAGAGGAUGUGGCGCACCACCAGACAUUACUAAUGGUAGAGUGCAUCUCUCAAAAGAGAAAUCAGCUAUAGGGGCCAAGGCAGAAAUUGAGUGUGAUAGCGGGUUUGGAAUAGGAUGCGGUAGUACAAUAAGGUGUUUACCCUCGGGACGCUGGGAGACAAGUCAGUGUUCUCCAUCAGGUUUACACUGUUACAAGUGUAAGAACAAAAACAGCAACGAGGAUUGUAACGAAGAAGGAACCGAAUUUUGCCCUGACAACAAACAGUCAUGCCAAACAAAAGUCGAAUGGAAAUCCAGCACCAAAUACAAAAUUGUAUCUAAAGGUUGUAAGAAUCCUGAUGCCAGUUCUGGCAGUGAUGAAACAGGCUGUACAGGUAGCGGUUCAAAAAUCAAAUGUUCAAACACGUGUUCCUCUUACCUAUGUAACGAGAAUAUUUCUGCACCAUCAUUUCCAACCAACCAGAAUGAGGGAAGUUCGUCCUCCUGAAACGCUUUCUAAUAAUGUCAGAUACUGUAGGCUCAGAAACACUUGCAUGUAUUAUUAGUCAAUAAAGCAUACUGAAACUUA
Mercenaria mercenaria is the source of this 1002-nucleotide messenger RNA. RefSeq names its product very low-density lipoprotein receptor-like. The transcript has 6 exons. Gene Ontology annotation, molecular function: protein binding. Bases 139 to 921 code for a protein of 260 amino acids. The record is from RefSeq and is a predicted model, not a curated record. NCBI's taxonomy places the organism in Eukaryota, Metazoa, Mollusca, Bivalvia, Venerida, Veneridae.